AUUUACAGUCUAAAUGUGUUUUGUAUCAGUUCUUUAUUUCAGUUACAUUGUGACAUUUAGUGAACAUUCUUUUUGGGUAGGGAGACUGGCCAUCUUUCCUGUUCAGAGAAUAUGGGGGAAGAUGUCAGUUUGUUUCUGAUUUAGAUUGGUUCAAUUUGAGUUAAUUGUUUGAGUACUUGCCUUUCUGGGUGUGUCUCAGCAAGGUGGAGCAGAAAGGGAGACAAAUGCUCUUGGAGCAUACCAUCUUCCAUUAAGAGGGGUAAUACUCUGAGGAUUUAUAUUUAGUUAUAUUUACUUUUGAUUGACCUUAGAUUAGUUUAGUUUUAAUAAUUUGCAUGCAUGUAAAUAUUUGUUGGCUCAUUUAUUGUUUGCUAGGUUUGUGUAAGUAGUGUUUGUUUCUUGUUUAUCUUUUUUUUGAUCACCCCUUUACCUGGUUAAGUGUUGGAACUUGCCUCAGGUAUGAAUGUCAGCUUCUUUGCUUCACUGUGUGAAGGGUGUCGGUGUAAUGGUGACCUGGAGCUCCCAAAUAAAUCCACCUCAAAGACAUUUGUUGCCUCACUUCCUUCUUUAACGCAGAGCCUCCGCUGGUCAAAGUGACAAAUGGUGUCAGAAGUGUGGCUUUUGGAGGAACAAUGAGACGAUGAUGACAAGAGGUGGUAAAAGAAGUAAUGAAACUGAGACUCCAGAGAGUAGUGCUGCUAUGAGUGGAGCUGAAGCAGCUACUGGUGCUAGCACGGAUGACAAACUGGAUCAGCUGGCAAGCCUCGUCAAGUCACUGAUGCAGGCCCAAACUGCCCGAGAUCAGCAGAUUGAGAAGGAAUCGGCACGCCAAGAAGUAAGAUGGAAGAAUUUACAACAACAGUUUCGACAACUCCAGAAUCAUGUGGAGGAAUUGAAGGAGGAACGACAGCAUGAGGGUGACUAUUUGGAGGAGGAUCCUCACACUCAUGAUGAUGACGGAGACAGUCAUGAUGAUGGACAAAGUCAGAUGUCUUUCCAGCUUCCAGUCACACAGAGGGAGCCAAAGCUGCUUCCAUUGGCUUCUGAUGAUGAUGUGGAGCACUUCUUGACAACUUUUGAAAGGAUAGCUAAGGUCUGUCAUUGGCCUAAAGAUGAGUGGGCAGUCCGACUGGUUCCACUACUUACUGGGAAAGCACGUAGUGCGUAUGUGCUGAUGGACAUUGCUGAUUCUCACAUGUAUGAUAAGGUGAAAGAUGCCAUUCUGACCAAAUAUGAGAUAACUGCCGACACCUAUAGAAGGAGGUUUCGAUCCCUGGACAUUCAUCAGGGUGAGACUCCAAAAGAACUUUAUGUUCGACUCAAAGACAUGUUCUAUAAGUGGGUCAAACCAGAGACUUCUACAGUGAAGAACAUUUCAGAACUGAUGAUCAUGGAGCAGUUCCUGAGGAUGGUGAAUCCGGACUUGGAGGUGUGGAUCCGGGAACGAGCCCCAAAGUCUGCAGAGGAGGCGGCAAGUUUGGCAGAAGUCUUCUUGUCAGCAAGGACGGGGACGAGAAGAGCCCACUUUGGCCGUGAAAACUUUCCUACGGGAAGAAGUAAGUCUGAUGGGGGUGAAAGGGGUGGUGCUAUAGGUCAGACUAGGAGUUAUUCAGCUACCAAGUCAUUUUCUGUUGCUAAACCCAACCCUGCUAAGAACUACUCUUCCUCAAGACCAGAUGUCAGGUGUUUUCAGUGUAACAGAAUGGGUCAUACACAGUAUACAUGUCCUGCCACUACACGGAGUAAGCCCUCCCUUCUCUGUUCAGUUCCCAGACCACCCACCCCAUCCACUGCCCCUGAACCUGCUCACACAGUCCCUGUGUUGGUUAAUGGUCAACGUGAAACAGCUUUGUUAGACACAGGAAGUUUCAAGUCUGUGGUUCUGUCUAGCUUAGUGCCAAGAGAACUGUGGAGUGAUGCUAAGACAAAAAUAAGUUGCAUUCACGGUGAUGAAAUGGAGUAUCCUGUAGCUGAGAUUUAUCUAACUAUAGGAGGUCAGACAUUUCUGUUACCUGUAGCAUUAGCUUCAAGGCUUCCUUAUGCUGUCAUUUUGGGCUUGGAUGUCCCCACUUUGACUGAUUUAGUGUCAAACACAGCAGCUGGACAGUUGACUCAAACUGAUGGCCAUGAGGGAACACAGUUAAAGACUCAGAACACUACACUCUUCCAGAAAAAUGUCCCCAUAGUGACAGGAGUAGAACUUUCCUCUCCAAUCUGUAGCUUGGUCACUACUAGAGCCCAGGCGGUACAGAACUCGCUUAAGGAAUUACCAUUCUAUGAUGUAGAACUGGAGGUGGGCAGUAUAAAACCAUCCAAAUCCAGAGCACAAAGAAGAAAGGAGAAGUUUUUAGGUUCAGCCAGAAUGGAGGUGGAAGGAAAGAUGAAACCUUGCCCGUUAUUUGACUUUGAUAUUCCUUCAGAUAUUUCUGCCCAUCAGAGAUCAGACCCAACAUUAAAACCAUGGUUUGAUAAGGUUACAGAAGUAGAGGGAAAGAAGCAGGGUAAAAUAAAUGCCUUGGAAGAUGCAACUUAUGUUGUGAAGAAUGGUGUCCUUUAUCAGGUUAAAGGUGGAUCAGAAGCCAUUGCUUUACCACAGCAGCUAAGGGGAAAAGUGAUGGAACUCGCUCAUUCAGUUCCUUGGGCCGGGCACCUAGGAUUUCAGAAAUCCCUUCAUAGAAUAGCAAGUCGGUUUGUGUGGCCAGGCAUGUAUACACAGGUGCAACAGUUCUGCUCUUCCUGUCACACGUGUCAGUUAACUACGAACAGAGGUGUUUCUAAAGCACUUCUACAGCCAUUACCUAUCAUAGAAAUACCAUUUGAAAGGAUAGGAAUGGAUGUUGUAGGUCCCCUGGAGAAAAGCUCCUCUGGUAACCGUUACAUUCUGGUUAUCUGUGAUUAUGCUACAAGAUACCCUGAAGCUUUUCCUUUGAGAUCAGUGAAAGCUAAACAAGUAGCUGUUUGCUUCAUCUGUUUUCACGGGUAGGCAUUCCUA
Molecule: messenger RNA, 2992 nt
Organism: Poecilia latipinna (sailfin molly)
Lineage: Eukaryota; Metazoa; Chordata; Actinopteri; Cyprinodontiformes; Poeciliidae
Exons: 1
Coding region: 641-2983 (780 amino acids)
Molecular function (GO): nucleic acid binding; zinc ion binding
Source: RefSeq, a predicted model, not a curated record